Molecule: messenger RNA, 4627 nt
Organism: Nothoprocta perdicaria
Lineage: Eukaryota; Metazoa; Chordata; Aves; Tinamiformes; Tinamidae
Gene: PLCL1
Product: phospholipase C like 1 (inactive)
Exons: 6
Coding region: 75-3074 (999 amino acids)
Biological process (GO): lipid metabolic process; intracellular signal transduction
Molecular function (GO): phosphatidylinositol-4,5-bisphosphate phospholipase C activity
Source: RefSeq, a predicted model, not a curated record
CGCGCCGGAGCAGCAUCAUCAAGGAUCCUGCAAACCAAAAAUGUGGGAGGAAGAAAACAGUGUCCUUCAGCAGCAUGCCCUCGGAGAAGAAGAUCAGCAGCGCGAGCGACUGCAUCAGCUUUAUGCAGGCCGGGUGUGAGCUGAAGAAAGUUCGUCCAAAUUCCCGGAUUUACAACCGUUUUUUCACUCUGGAUCCUGACCUGCAGGCCCUUCGCUGGGAGCCCUCCAAGAAGGACCUGGACAAAGCCAAGCUUGAUAUUUCUGCUAUAAAAGAAAUCAGGCUAGGGAAGAACACGGAGACGUUCAGGAAUAACGGGCUCGCGGACCAGAUUUCUGAGGACUGCGCUCUGUCCGUAAUCCACGGUGAGAACUACGAGUCCCUUGACCUGGUUGCUAAUUCGGCCGACGUGGCCAAUAUUUGGGUUUCGGGGUUAAGGUACUUGGUUUCUCGUAGCAAACAGCCUCUGGAUCUGAUAGAAGGCAGCCAUAACACCCCGCGGUUUGCGUGGCUGAAAACUGUGUUUGAGGCAGCAGAUGUCGACGGUAACGGCAUUCUGUUGGAGGACACGUCUGUGGAGCUCAUCAAGAAGCUCAACCCCACCCUGAAGGAAGCAAAGAUCCGGUUAAAAUUCAAGGAGAUUCAGAAGAGCAAGGAAAAACUGACCACGCGAGUCACGAAGGAGGAAUUUUGUGAAGCGUUCAGUGAACUUUGCACCAGACCUGAAGUUUAUUUCUUACUCGUGCAGAUAUCUAAGAACAAAGAGUAUCUCGAUGCCAACGACCUCAUGCUGUUCUUGGAGGCUGAGCAGGGAGUGACCCACAUAACGGAAGAGAUGUGCCUAGACAUCAUACGUAGGUAUGAACUUUCUCAAGAGGGGCGGUUGAAAGGCUUCCUCGCCAUCGAUGGCUUCACGCAGUAUUUGUUGUCCCCAGAAUGUGACAUUUUCGACCCGGAACACAGGAAGGUUGUCCAGGACAUGUCGCAGCCUCUGUCUCAUUACUACAUCAACGCGUCCCACAACACGUAUCUGAUAGAAGACCAGCUCCGGGGGCCGGCCGACAUCAACGGCUACGUCCGCGCCUUGAAGAUGAACUGCCGCAGCAUCGAGCUGGAUGUGUGCGACGGCCCGGACAACGAGCCCGUCGUCUGCAACCGGCACAACGUGACGGCGCCGCUCGCCUUCCGCAGCGUCAUCGAGGUCAUAAACAAGUUGGCCUUCUUCGCCUCGGAGUAUCCCCUCAUCCUGUGCCUGGGGAACCACUGCUCGCUGCAGCAGCAGAAGGUCAUGGUCCAGCACAUGAAGAGGGUCUUCGGAAGCAAGCUCUACACGGAAGCACCUUUGCCGUCGGAUGCCUACCUGCCGUCGCCCGAGAAGCUGAAAAUGAAGAUCAUCGUGAAGGGGAAGAAGCUGCCCUGCGAUCAGGACGUGCUAGAAGGAGAGGUCACGGAUGAGGAUGAGGAGGCUGAGAUCUCCCGGCGGCUGUCGGAGGACUUCUCGAGGGAGCCCAAGCUCAUCUGGCUCUGCAGGGAGUUGUCCGACUUGGUGUCCCUCUGCAAGUCUGUCCAGUACAAGGACUUUGAGACGUCAAUGAAAAGCCAGAAUUACUGGGAAAUCUGCUCCUUCAGCGAGGCCGAAGCCAACCGGUUUGCAAACGAGUACCCUGAGGACUUUGUCAACUACAAUAAGAAGUUUUUGUCCCGGGUGUACCCCAGUGCUAUGAGAAUAGACUCCAGUAACCUAAAUCCUCAAGAUUUUUGGAACUGCGGUUGCCAGAUAGUGGCCAUGAACUACCAGACCCCCGGGCCCAUGAUGGACCUGCACACGGGCUGGUUCCUGCAGAACGGGGGCUGCGGCUACGUCCUGCGGCCUUCCGUGAUGCGCGAGGAGGUCUCCUACUUCAGCGCCAACACCAAGGGCAUCGUCCCCGGCGCCUCUCCCCAAGUGCUGCACGUCAAGAUCAUCAGCGGGCAGAACUUCCCCAAGCCCAAGGGCGCGUGCGCCAAGGGCGACGUUAUAGACCCCUACGUCUGCAUCGAGAUCCACGGCAUCCCUGCAGACUGCACGGAGCAGAGGACCAAGACGGUGCAGCAGAACAGCGACAACCCCAUCUUCGACGAGAGCUUCGAGUUCCAGAUCAACCUGCCGGAGCUGGCCAUGAUCCGCUUCGUGGUGCUGGACGACGACUACAUCGGCGACGAGUUCAUCGGGCAGUACACGGUGCCGCUGGAGUGCGUGCAGCCGGGCUACCGCCACGUGCCGCUGCGCUCCUUCGUCGGGGACCUCCUGGAGCACGCCACGCUCUUCGUGCACGUGGCCAUAACCAACCGCGGCGGCGGCGGCGGCGGGAAGGCGCCCAAGCGCAGCCUCUCGGCGCGCAUCGGCAAGAGGGCCCGCGACUACACCCUGCUCCGGAGCACCGGCCUCAAGGCCAUCGACGACAUCUUCAAGCUGGCCGUGCCCCCGCUGCGGGAGGCCACGGACCUGAGGGAGAACGUGCAGAACGCCGUGGUGUCGGUGAAGGAGCUGUGCGGGCUGCCUCCCAUCGCCAGCCUCAAGCAGUGCAUCCUCACGCUGUCGUCGCGGCUCGUGGGCGCCGACAACGCGCCCUCCGUGGCGCUCGCCAUGAGGGACGCCUUCCCCUACCUGGAGCCCCUGGGCGCCCUGCCCGACGUGCAGAAGAAGGUCCUGGCCGCCUACGAGCUGAUGAUCCAAGAGAGCAAGUGUCUUAUCGAAACGGCAGACUCCACUCACGACAAGAUCGUGCAGUGUCAGAAAGCAGGGAUGGAGUUCCACGAAGAGCUUCAUAACCUCGGCACCAAGGAGGGCCUGAAGGGCAGGAAGCUAAGCAAAGCCAUCGAAAGUUUCGCCUGGAAUAUCACGGUGCUGAAGGGACAAGGGGACCUCCUGAAGAACGCCAAGAGCGAGGCUCUGGAGAACAUGAAGCAGAUCCAGCUGGCGUGCUUGUCGUGCGGGCUGAGCCGGGCUGGGAGCGCGCCCCCGGACGCCAAGGCCAAGCGCUGCCUGGAGGCCAUACAGGAGAAGGACACUGGAGACGAGAACGGGAGGCUGUGAGAGAAGAAAGAAAGAGCUCUCGUGGCUGUCACAGAUUUCAAUAACUCUAAACUAUUUUUUUAAGGCGUUUAAAAAAUUCACACAGGAAUGCCCUCUGCAGGGUGUUGAUAGUAUUAAAAUUCUCACGAUGUCAGUAUUUUAAUGCAGUUAAUUUAUCGAAGUUAAACUCUCUGAUAGUGAGAUUCCUAACGAAGCCAAGCUGUGUGUAUGCGAGCGCGUCCGUGUACACACGUGCAAAUCCUGUAGAUGCCCUUUCAUGCAUUACUGUAGCCAUUUGCUAAUUUAUUCUCUUGUCACCUUUGAAGAGACCUGUUUCUUCUGAAGAUCAAAACAAAUAGAGAGUAUUUUGUACCAGUUUUGUGCUUUAUUUUAUUCUCUAGCUUUUAGCCUUUAACUUAUAGGUUACAUUACUGUUACGUUGUUUGAAACAAACAAAAUCCAACAGAAAUGUCACCAGUGGCUGUUUUUGUGAGGGCAAAAACAGUGUAUGUAUGCUGCAGUUCCUGAACAUGAUUUUUAAUGAACAAUUAAAACUAAGCAGGACACUAAGUGGUCAGAGUUUUUGGAUAGACUCUGUUUAGAUGUACAUUUCACUGAAUUUUAGCAAUCGCCACUUUGGAAUACAUGCCGAUAAUCUGUAGGAGAAUGAGCUACUUUAUUUCAUUCCAGAAAAUCAUCGCUGUGUUUUAGAUCUGCAGGGCAGCUCCCGCCUUUGCUGAUAGGCAUUUAAUUUGUGAGGAGCGUAGCUAGUCAGCCCCUUAGUUACAGUGGGAGCUGUGAAUAUUGCUCCGUGGCCGCUGUCCCGGAAGGCGACCUGCAGCACCCACCGGGGCUGGUGUUUUGGAAAGGAGGUUCCAUGGAUUUCACACGCUGUGGGCUUUGGAAAGCUGGUGAGGGGUCGGAUCUUGCUUUUGUUGCACGGAUUCAUGAUCCUGGUGGAGUCCGUUGGAUGAAGCAAGCAGGGCCUGGUCACCAGUCCUCGCAGCUGCGAGCUGUGCCGGGCUAGAAAUUCAGAGCAAGGCUGCCGAGCUGCUAAAUCCAGAGAGAAAUAGCUUGGAAAAUAACCAACAAAACAGGGUACCAGCAUUUUUGUGCAUCAGUUGUAAAUGUCUUGACACACAUCAAAUGUUUAGGGCAAUUUUGAGAAUUGGAUGCCUUUUUUUGUUGUGCUGCUGUGGAAAGGAGACCAAGAAUGUCCCAAAGCAAGGCGUCCUUGACCAUCGCAGUGUCCCGUUCACAACGUUCCUUUCAAUCCGAAGUACUGUGUUCAAGUGUAGUAUUUGUGUUGCCUUUAACAGGACUAAGUGUUUUAUGUUUAUAAAAAGACUAUAUUUAUUUAAAGCAUUGCUUUUAUUUUGAAAAGCUACUUUUUAAAUUAAUUUGAUUAACAAAUAUGCUAAUUUUCUGAACUUAACAAAAAAGAAUUGCUGAAAGUUUGACCAUUGGAGAACCUUAUAUAGCUACUGUGUUAAGUUAUUUUUGACUUCUUAAUAACACUAUUAUGUUCAUGUUGCACAUUACUGAGAGAGUAAAGCAAUGAAACAACUUUGACC